CUUUGAUAAUUUCAGGUAUAUACGAAAUCUUUUUCAAUACACAUAGUCGCCUUUAGUCUGUUCACGGGUGAUUGAUUUCUGACCAUCACAGACAUCUGCUGACUGAUUGUCCCAUUUAGCCGACAACGCUCGAGCAAACGUAGUUUGCUUUUCACGAGUUUCCCUCUCUGUCAAUUCCAGUCACUUUGACCUGUACAGCCUGGUCAUUCAGUAGUUUGUAUAUACAUGUUAGUACCUCUUAUCAUAUAUGUAAUGUGUUGAGUGUAUGAAUAGUCUGUUCAAAACUGUUCAAACAGUUUGCCCUUGCAUGUUCUAAUAUACCACCUGGGCCAAAAUGCUUAGAAGAAGGUGUCAACUGGAUGCUAAGUUUUUCGUUUCGUUGCUCCUGGUCGCGAAGCCAGUGUUUAUAUACGGGCUGUUUUUGACAAGCGCUAAUCACAUUGCCAAUCAAAGGCACUACUACCUCAACCCAUUGGAAGGCAAGGAAUUCAUGAACAUCAAUCCAGAACUGUUAAAAUCGACAAUUGAUACCCUGGACCCGAAAUUAAUUGGUCAUGGUAAAGAUCUUUUCAAACCGCUUUUAAAAAAGGUCCGACACGUUGACAACAAUAUCGUCCUGUUUUCUGCCGUCGCCGGAAACUCCUCGUCUGAACAUGUCUGGGACACGAUCGACAUCCAGGGAUGGGAGAAUAAACAUCUAAUCAGCAAUAUUUACAAGUGCUGUGUUCUGUAUACAUCCGGUGAGGUGAUGUCGGUGCCAGCGACCAGGAUCAUCUAUUCAAAAAGUUUUGUGCCGAAAAAUGGGGGCCACACAGUUUGUCUGCUCUAAUAUUACCUCCCGAUCCGGAGAGCUUCCAGAAGUUGCCACCCUAGAGGACCGCAAUAAGGAGUGCCAUAACUUAUUCGACUGGUACCUACCCUUGACAUUUGCGCAUGCGCACAAAAACGAGAUCGCCGUUUGUUCUAAGACCAAACUGACCAUGUGAUCGGUGCGGAAAACAAUCAGCAGUGGAAUGAUCAACAAGUUACGGUGUUUGAUUGCCUGGCGCGCCUGCGCGGAUACCGUUACCUUGCUCUUGUGGACAUGGAUGAGUACCUAAUAUCCGACCGGGGACUGCCGUGGAUGAACAUGUUGGACGAAUUGUUCGCUAAAUAUCCCGACGCCGCGGGCCUCACGUUCUUCGUGAAAGUGCACAUUAUCUCACCAAACUUGAAGAGCAAUAGAUCGCAAUUCAAGGUAGGACAGUACCUGAACAGCACGCGCCCUUGGUCUGAUCGGGUGAAGCACGUGACCAUGCCUGAUCGGCUGGCUUCUGGCGGAAUAAGCACACACGAAUUUACUCCUAAUGUCAAGGCCGGGUUCAAAAGUUAUUGGGUGAGAGCGGAUGACGCCGUAAUUCACCACUUUCGGCCCUGUCGCAAAGACUGGCUAAAGGGGCAUUGCACAUGCUCUAGGUGUGAACAAAGUUUAGACGACACUGUCGCAAAACUUUUCAAGAAAAUAGAACCUGAUGUGUUAAAACUUAAAGCUAAACUAUUUGAUUGAAUAAACAUGUUUAAAGUCA
This is a messenger RNA of Dreissena polymorpha, 1565 nucleotides long. RefSeq lists its product as uncharacterized. The transcript has 5 exons. The coding region runs from base 1085 to 1546 and encodes 153 amino acids. The record is from RefSeq and is a predicted model, not a curated record. Lineage: Eukaryota; Metazoa; Mollusca; Bivalvia; Myida; Dreissenidae.